AUGCUAUACUACUAAAAUUUUGUUAGUAGACUUACUAAUGCACUACUGCUAAAAAAUUCAUUCUUAAUGAGCUUCUUGAUUAUUAUGACAAUAUUUUUCACCCAGAAUAUCUUUAUUUUUGCAUCUUUUUGUUACGGUAGAAUUCAAAUUGAGAAGCUUACACAGCCUAAAUACGUUCACGAUAUUGGAGCAGCUGAUCUGCAGAUGGAUUCAUACAAACUUUGUUAAGAAUAGCAAUACAUAUCCAAAAGUAUUCCAAAACACCUGAGGAUUUAUUCUGUUAGCAUCCCUGAUACAUUUGAUAAGUCAUCAUAAAUAUUCUCGUUGUUGAUUAUGAAUUGGUGGCUCUGCUGUAGUAUAACAUUCUUCUAUUUGCUAUCCAGCUUGCAACAAAUCUUGAAGCAAAGCUUGAAAUGA
Paramecium tetraurelia is the source of this 417-nucleotide messenger RNA. RefSeq lists its product as uncharacterized. The record is from RefSeq and is a predicted model, not a curated record. Lineage: Eukaryota; Ciliophora; Oligohymenophorea; Peniculida; Parameciidae. The transcript has a single exon.